UCUGUGCCGACGGCAAGUUUUGCUGGAGGCAGACAAACACGUAGCCACCCCGGUACGUUUGUGAACGGACUGAAAUAGACAUUAAAAUGACUGCGCCAUGGGCCAUGAGAGAUGAAGAAUGACCUGCAGUAGACUGUUCAACUUUUAAUGGAGUUCAUUUUUAAUCCAAACAGAGCACAGAGGCACUGAGGGGGAUCGGAAUUUACCGGUGACAAGUCAGAGAGGAAAAAAAAAGAAAAAGAGGAUACACUCGGUACAUGGGGAAAACUUUUUCAACAGCUCUGCGUAAUUUUAAUAGUCUCAACUGAACUUGAUGAAAAGUUGUUUCCAGGAAGGGACGGCCUCUUUUCCCUAGCUAGCUUUGCUCUAACUUUCAGGACAAACCUCAACUAUGGCGAAAAAGUAUGAUUUCCUUUUCAAACUGUUGCUCAUCGGGGACAGCGGAGUGGGUAAAACAUGUCUGAUUAUUCGCUUCGCUGAGGACAACUUCAACUCUACAUACAUCUCCACUAUCGGCAUCGACUUUAAAGUAAAAACCAUCGAUGUGGAUGGGAAGAAAGUGAAACUGCAAGUCUGGGACACAGCGGGCCAGGAGAGGUUCAAGACCAUUACUACAGCCUAUUACAGAGGAGCCAUGGGCAUUAUCCUGGUGUAUGACAUCACAGAUGAGAAGUCCUUCGAAAACAUCCAGAACUGGAUGAAGAGCAUUAAAGAGAAUGCAUCAGCUGGGGUCAGUCGAAUGUUACUGGGUAAUAAGUGCGAUAUUGAAGCUAAGCGUAAGGUUUCCAAGGAGACGGGAGAGAAGUUGGCUAAAGAUCACGGCAUCAGGUUCUUUGAGACAAGUGCAAAGUCCAGCAUUAACGUGGAGGAGUCUUUCCUGGCUUUGGCUAGUGACAUACUACAGAAAUCCAGCAAGAAACCAGGUCCUACAGGCAGAGAGGUGAAAAUCACGAGCAGUACAGAGAAGAAAACCUCCAAAUGUCUUCUUCUCUAGAUACUAUGCUGGAUGCCACACAUACAAAGCACCAAUCAAAUUUGAGAAUUCAUCAGUAUUACUGCGGAGAAAUGCAAGGCAGCAGGUUCUCUGUCUCCAACUGGUGGGUUUCUAUAUCAAAUGCAAACAGUUUUUUUAAAGGAUGUUUUUUAUGUAAGAAAUACUUGUAUUUGUAUGCGCUUUCCCCAUUGGAGUAUUUGACUCUAAGAUAAGUUAUGAAUUUCUCUUUUGAAUUGAAAUGUUUGUCUGUAUUCAUACUGAACAAAUCUUCUGCCACAUCCUCCAGCCAAGUUGUUCUGAAGUAAUUCGACUGGUUCAAAGCUAUCAGAUUGGAUUAAAUCUUAAAAUCAGGUUGUUCAAAAGGAAGAAUUAUAAUGUAAUCAAACUACAUCAGGUAAUCCAAUCCUGGUUUUAAUCUGGAUAAACCCCCCCAGUUUGUGUUCAGAACUUUUAAGCAGAAUUAGAAUCACUUGUAUCCAAAAACCAGGAGCAGAGGGCUGGAUUCUGGUAGAAUUGCAGAAAAAAUGUAAGCAAGUGAUUAAAUUGGUCAGACAAUGCAAUGUUUUAAGGCCUCGCUACGUUUAUUUUGCACAAGUAUGCUGCUUUUGCUUCAGCAACAAUGUGGAUAAGGAUCACGUCAGGGUAUCAGGAUUAACUUCCCCUAUUUUCUCUUCUUGUAAAGUGGGGUCAGGUUUUUCACUGAGCUGUUUCCACCAAUAUAUAUGGCUUUUAUUUCUCUGCACCAUGUUAUCACCCCUGAAAUACUCACUGCUCAAAGUCUUAAGAGAACUUCAUAUGUACUUUCUACAUCUUUAUUGAAGUGGUUGAUAUGUGAAAUACUCCUUUUACUGGUGGAUAAAUGCACAUUUUUACAUGUGAGCACAUUCAGGAGUAGCAUUGAUAGAGACGCUACAGAGAAGGACAAUGAUGCUUCAUGUUUUCAUUUUCAGCUGUUUACUUUCAAUCCAAGUGGCCACAGACAGAUUCUGUUUAAUGGUUCAAAUACUGGACACGAUUGUAUGGAUGUAAGGGUACUACACAGCUUAAUUAAAAUCGAUAUAAAUAUGGACAAUUUAAGUGUAUUUUUAAAGAAUAUCUCAAUUUGCAAUCCCACUGAGGGCGGUAUCUGCUUUGAGUUGCCUUGUUUAAAGUCAGUUAAAGUAGAAGUAGCACUUAUCAGUUGUUUUUUAUCAAGAAAAAAUAUCUACUUUUAUUAGUAACUUUGCAAUAUUUAAACAAUUCAUUUUACCAACAUAUGAUAACAUGGAAAAAGGAUAUUUUACAUUUUGCCUGAGAACUGAACUAAAAAAAUAUCAAAUGUAUUCAUAAAUUGACUUUCGUUUCAUGUCUGCAAAAAUUGGAAAGCUGCAAAAACAAGAAAAAACCCCUGAUAAAAUCAUGCUGUGAACCCAGUUCUUUAUUUGUAUCAUAUUAGACUUUGAGUUACAUCCCUACAUGAUUUUGCAUCAGUUGAUAAAUUAAUUCCCAUAACACACUGUUAGUUAUGAUGCAUUUUCACUUAUGUCCAAUCGUUGUUUGAAAUUCAGCAAUUUCUUGAUAAAAUAACUGAUAGGUUGGUGUUACAAUUUUUCUCGUAUUGUAUUAAUUUUGUUUUUAAUUUGAUUUGGAUUUUGAUAUUUUUGAUUUUGCUGAGAUUUGACAGACUUAGCUUGAUGCUUAAAUGUUUGCAAAAUGCAGCUUACCAUUUAUUUUAUUUACUGAUGAGAAUUUGUCAACAGUAUUAUAAUCCCUUCAACAGAAUCUAUAUAAUUUCACUGAAAAAAAACUAAUGUUAAAGUACUACUUUAUACCAUAUACAGUAAAAAAAAAUCUGUGGAAAUUGUGUAUAAAUAAAGGUUUUGCAGUGUCCCAUAACUGUGUUUUACUGUACCAUUCAAGGUCUGUAAUAGCAAAUAAAUUCUACUUUAUUCUAUAUAAAUUUCA
This is a messenger RNA of Cheilinus undulatus (humphead wrasse), 2938 nucleotides long. RefSeq names its product RAB13, member RAS oncogene family (gene rab13). The transcript is spliced from 8 exons. The record is from RefSeq and is a predicted model, not a curated record. NCBI's taxonomy places the organism in Eukaryota, Metazoa, Chordata, Actinopteri, Labriformes, Labridae. Bases 392 to 994 code for a protein of 200 amino acids. Gene Ontology annotation, molecular function: GTP binding; GTPase activity. Gene Ontology annotation, cellular component: trans-Golgi network transport vesicle; synaptic vesicle; plasma membrane. Gene Ontology annotation, biological process: cellular response to insulin stimulus; protein localization to plasma membrane; regulation of exocytosis.